CGCGAGUUCCGUGUGUAUUGCGGAAAAUACCCUUUUUGGGCGUCCGACCACAUGUGUGAAUUGUGAACAAAAUAUGGUUCUUUUGUGAUUUUCAGUUAAAAAAGACCUUUUUCUCGGUGUUUCAUUCGCCUAAUUGAUAGAUAAAGUGCACUUGGUACGCGGAGUGCUCUAGAAAAUUGGAACAAGACGACGGAAGUGAAUUUUUUCGAUGUAAAUACGGUCGGUCCAGGGUCAAUCUGGUGUGCAUUGCGAACUGUGCGCAUAUUUCUUAGUGACCGAGUUUCUACGUGUUCGAUAUAACAGUUGAUCGUGUUGGACCUUCGAGUAAUUAUUAUUGUUCUUCGAUUUGUGGGUCCGGGCCAAAGCAUGGCGUAUUGAGAGGCAUGGCGCCGCGCUCGUGAUCGGAGGUCGGCGCGGAGCGCGCGCCUGCUUACAUAACGUAGCGGUGGUAUGGCCACGCGAGUGUCCGUCGAGGGAACGGGGCCCUCGUACGCGUCAGUGCUAAAUUUUGGUGGUGUUGAAAGUAAUAAAGAAAACAUUGAGUCCACGGAGAGCGUGGUGGAAGCUCCUCCUCGCCAAGAUGACGAGGAGGAGGAAGGGUUCGUGCCUGUGAUCUCGCACGCGCGUAGACCAGGCAAGAGUCGACGGGACCGGGAGCGCAGGGCUCCGCCGAGGCCUCACAAGACGCCUCAGGCAGCGCAUCCAGACGCGCCAGCUGUACCGGACCCGCAAGCACAACCUCAGCAGCCGCAGCAGCAAACAUCUGAGGCUCAGCCGAAGAAGUUUGUUGAAGCACCUAUACCCAAGGUCAACCCUUGGCAGGUGCGCGGCGGCAGUACAGGCGUGCCGCCGCCCGCGCCGCCGGCGAUACACGACCACGAGAAGCGAUCGCCGCUGCUGCCGCAACACCAGCAGCCGACGAGGCCGCAACUGCUGGCUGCUUCUUCAAGUGCAAGUGCAGGUGCUGUCGGUGGUGUAGCAGCUGUGGGACCAGGUGCUGCAGGGGUUGCGUCUGCGAGUGUGGGGCCGGUGGUGACAGCAGCCGCGGAGCCUGCGGCCCCUCCGCCGCCGAAACCUACGGUCGUCAAGGCGACCAAGAAUGUUAAAAUCAAUCAAAAGGCAUCAGACUUCACCGACAUAGGCGAUUGGCCGACGCUAGGCGCGGCGGUCGCCGGUGCGAGAUGUCACUCCACACCGCCGCCGCACGACGCCGAUCCUGCACAUCAUAAUGGGAAUGCGGACCAAGAACGCAAACCGCCUGAAGAAGCGCCUAAGCCAGAGAAGGUGGAACAUCAUAACCAUCACCAGCCGACGCCGGGCGAGAGGCAUCCGCCCAACGAGCGCAACAAGAGCUCCGGAGGCGGUAAGGGCGGCAGCAAGUCCGGGAAGCACAAAUGGGUGCCGCUCGAUAUAGAUGUGAAAGCGGCGAGGCCCGGCAAGCACGCGCAGCACGGCUCCCGGGCAGAUGAUACAGUAUCGCUGAACGGCGAGGAGCGCGGGCGCUUCGCCCCCGGCGGCGGGCGGGGGCGGGGCUCCGCCCGCGGUCGUGGAGCCCGACGGCCCGGAGCCCGACCCGCUAGUGUGCACGCGCAUCCACACGCUGUGUACCACCACCCUGAGUUCCAUCAUGAUAUGCCGCAGCUGCGCGUAGCUCAGCCGCCGCUCCCCCAGGGCCUGGUACUCCACUACGGCAUCGGAGCCCUAGCGCCUCCGCCCCAACUGGCACCUCCUUUGGCACAAGCGUACUACUUCGGUGCGGCGGCCGCAGGCGGAGCGCCCUACGGGAUAGGGCUCGAUCAAGUGACGCUCAAGGAUCUGAUUAAGAAGCAGAUCGAAUACUACUUCAGCCCGGACAACCUGGCGCGCGAUUUCUUCCUUCGCCGCAAGAUGUCCGCCGACGGCACCAUACCGGUGACGCUCAUAGCGUCGUUCCACCGUGUUCGAGCGCUAACAGCUGAUGUGCAGCUCGUGUUGGAUGCUAUACGGGACUCGGAUAAGCUGCAGCUGCUGCAAGGGUUCAAGGUGCGGACAGCGUUCGAGCCGACAAAAUGGCCGAUACUCGACAUAACACCAAGCAGUGCCGACGACGAACGUUCAGAGAGACACGUACACGAUGUAGAGAAAAGAGAAAUAGUGCAGGAGGGAGAGAAAAGAGAAAUGGUACAGGAGGGAGAGAAGAGAGAAAUAGUGCAGGAGAAAGGAGGGGAAACAAGUGGGGAUGUUGUGCAAGAGGCAGAUGGGAAAGUUGUAACGCAAACUGAGGAGGAAAAGAGGAUAGAGAAGGAAGAGGAAGAGAAAACCGCACCGCCACCUACAUACGAGGAAGCAACAAAAUCGAACCCGGAACAAGCGAACCCAACAACUAGUGACGUCACACGCGUGAACACCGAUGAACAUAAUGAACAGAAGAGUGAAAGUGUACAGAAGGAUGAAAUUGGUGAACAGAAGAGUGAAACUGGUGAACAAAAGGGUGAAGUGAGAGAUGACAAGUCUGUAGAGUCUAACGAUGACCCGCCGCUGCAGUCUGAUGGAUCGGAUAAACCGGGCGAAAAACGUCGCAAAAAGCAAAUGGUCGGCAUAUUCCCGCUAGCGACUAUGGGCGGGCCGCUAGUAGCGCCCGUGUCUAGCUUGUUGAGAUGCGUUCCACCGCCGCCGUUGCCGAGAAUGUUCCGAAGCGGUCGCGGCACGGGUGCAAAUUCUCCGCCCCGGGAUAAUCUUAACCCGGACGUGCCGGAAUUCGUGCCGCAGGCUGUUAGACAGCAGGACCCAAACGCUGAAAAAUCGGGACCAACAGUCGGACAAACAGCCAACAGUCCCGCUUCUGAACGAAGCGAUCCAGACGUGUGGACAGAGGUGAAACGCCGUCCCAAAGCCGGUUCACGUGAACGCGGGGCCCCUCGUUCGGAGCCGGAAGAAGCGAGGGAAGAAUUGCACUUUCAGCUAGAUGAGGAGUUGGACUUACCGCCGCCGAGACACAACACGUUCACGGACGCGUGGUCCGACGAAGAAUCGGACGUCGAGUUCACGGACGGCGACAUCGGACGUCUGCUCAUAGUGACACAAACGACUGCGCGCGCGCCGAAACACGACGGGCACGACCGUCAGGGCGAUUGGGCCACGCGUACCAAGAUCACGCAGGAUUUGGAACAGGUCAUCACAGAUGGACUCAGACGCUAUGAAGAGGACUUGUGGAAUGAAUAUUCGUCGUGCGGCAGCGCGGGCAGCCAGUACCGCACGGUGUCGCUGAUCUCGCGCGAGCAGUUCGAGGGCCGCGUGCCGAGCGAGCGGCACCGCAACCCGUGCGAGCCGCCGCCGCCGCCUCCCAUUGGACACCAGAUGGACGCGACCCAAGAUGCGGGUGGUAAAGUGAAGCGGCCGCGACGUACGGCGCGUUUCUACGCGGCGAGCAAGGACCCACAUGCCACCGACGUUAUAAGUAGCCGCAAGCACAAGACGCGGCAUAGCCUCAACCCGCCGGUGGAGCACCACAUCGGUUGGAUAAUGGACGUGCGCGAGCACCGUCGGCACCAUCGGGACAGCGGCUCGUCGCUGGGCACGUCCCCGACGCUGGGCUCGUCGUGCGGCUCGGCGCCGCAGUCGCUGCCCGCGUUCCACCACCCGUCGCACGGGCUGCUCCGCGAGAACCACUUCACGCAGCAGGCCUACCACAAGUACCACUCGCGCUGCUUGAAAGAACGCAAAAAGCUCGGCAUCGGACAGUCGCAAGAGAUGAACACGCUGUUCAGAUUCUGGUCGUUCUUCCUGAGGGACCACUUCAACAGGACCAUGUACAACGAAUUUAGGACACUAGCGAACGAGGACGCCGCGGCCGGUUUCCGCUACGGGCUCGAGUGUCUGUUCCGCUUCUACUCGUACGGGCUCGAGAGGAAAUUCCGCCCGGAACUCUACCAGGAUUUCCAGCAUGAGACCAUGGCUGACUAUGAGAAGGGUCAACUAUACGGCCUGGAGAAGUUCUGGGCGUUCCUCAAGUACUACAAGCACGCGGCCGCGCUCCAAGUGGAGCCCAAACUGAAGGGAUACCUCGCUAACUUCAACACUAUCGAAGAUUUUAGAGUGCUCGAGCCGCAACUAAACGAACUGCUCGCACCGAACGCGGUCGGGCGCGGACCUCACGCACGACCGUACGACCGGCACCGCUCCGUGUCGGAGAGCGACCGUGCGCACGCGCAGCGCCCCUACAGCUUCAAAGCGCCGGUGUCUGGCGGCAACGAGCGGGGACGCGCCGGCUCGUGCGGUGCUCAGAGCGUUGUCGCUAUUACGCGUAAUCGCCCGCAAAAAUCGAAAGGCGACCACAGCGGUGAAUCGAAACAGGCGGUCGCCGCGCGAACGCAGUGACGAGAUACGCGCGCACAUACACACAAACACACGCGUGCACAGACUGAACCGUUUACAUUAUAAUAUAUAGGACAUUGCAUUUUUAUAAAUACCCGCGAAAUUUUGAAAAAUUACAAAAAAAAAAUACAUACAUAAAUAAUCAGACUAUUAGUGAUAAGUGUUGAACACUAAAGUGUUAAGUGGUUUUCUUUAUUUUAUUCUCUAUGUUGUCUCUAUCGUGUCUAUAAUAGUGCGGUUUAAUACCGGUUUCGGAUCGGUAAUACCGAUUCGAUUGAUACCGGUUUUUUUACGAUACGAUGCGGCGUGGUUGCGGUUUUCUGGGAUUGCAGGCUGUGUGUGGACGAAGCAUAGCUUGUAAACGCAUCGACAAUAAGGCUACGCGUUGCACGCAUUCUGUAGCUAUAGUAACCUAUUUACGACAAACUAUAUAUUUAUAUAUAUUUUUGAAAUUGUAAUAUACAUUAAAAUUCGAUAUAGUAGUCCUAGCAUUUUAAACGUACUACCGCUCCUGCGUUUUAACUUAAGUAUAUAAUUAUCGGUAAAUAUUUGUGAGAAUACAGAUUAUAAAUACAAUUGCAUAAUCUGUGGUCUCGCAAAUGUUUAGAAAAUAUCAAUUGUAUUUCAGAUAAAGUAAUUACGGUGUUUUAUUAUGCAAUCUAGAUGUAAUUAACGCGGGAUAAUAACGUCACACGAUUAUUUUACUGGUGUUUCGCAGUCUGUGGCGUGAUGACGUCAGCUGUCAAAUUCUAUUACGUCAGCUGUCAAAUUCGAUUGCGUCAGCUGUCAAAUUCGAAUGUUGGUUGAAAUCGGCUGUCGGAUUCGAUGACGUCAGCUGUCAGAUUCGAAAUUUUGGCGGGAAUAUUGGACUUGUCAAUUUGGUCGUUGUAAAUUGUUUUUUUUUGUCUUGUCUACGAUGAUUUAUUCAUACUAUAACUAUGUGAUGCGUAAAAUGUCGUUCGCGUAGGCAGCGCUAGAUCUCGAUUUCCAACUAAAUAUGUACAGUGUUAACUUCUUCUGAUAGCGAAAAAAAAUAACGUAAUACAUAAUAUUAAUGAGUAAUAGCGGUGUUUUGGCGUCUUCGUUGAAGUUCUUUCGGUCGAGUGUCGGAAAGACUGGCUGUAUGCUAAUAAUAUUAAUAUUAUAUAGACGAAAUUUGUAAAAAAGUUGAAACGAUUCUUUCUCGGUAGUGCUUAGAUGUUCUUUUCGGUAUAAUUUCGCGGUCGCGCGCGGUUUACGUAUACAGGUUUGGGGAUAGCGGCACAAAAAAUUAUUUCUUAUCAAAUGUACUACAUCAAUUUUCAUAAUUAUUAUUAUAUAGUAGUAAAUUCCUAAACCGUAAUUAUGAUGAAACUCGCGCAGCGGCCGCAACGCAAUACUGCCACACGUAAAGCACACGGACUAUCGUAUUUAGAUAUUAUUAUAUGCGUGUAUGUUUGAAUUGUAUACGUCACGGAAAUAAAGCCGGUUUAAAAUCGUCUAAAAUAGUAUGGGGUGUGCGAACGAGAUGGCUUGAUGAUGACAUGCGAGUUGGAAAGAGAUAGAUGUAUUUCGUUGAUUUUGGUGCUGCGAACCUAGCAUGUGUGGAAAGGCCUAAAGAGCAGAUAUUAUUGAAGUAUAAUAUAUUCGAUCUAGCUUAGAUUUCUUUGAAAAGUAAUGCAUAAUAUUUGAUUUCUAAUUUCAUAAUGCUUUAAAUUUAAAAAAAAAGUUUAUUGUUGAAAUAUUAAGGAUUUGAUCAACAACGACGUUGCUAGGCAACAGCGAGUGACCAUAGAUUAUAAUAUAUUGAUAAAAACUGCCUUUUGUCAUUUAACUUUUAAGUUAACAUUAUGUUUCUCAAAUUAAAAAGGAAAUUAAAACAGAAAUUAUUGUCCAUAAAUGAAAUUAAACACGGCGAUGUUUCCGUGACGGACGGACAUUUCAAUUUUUUAUUAUUGUAUAAUAUUCAUCGUGGUUCACAUAGUUUAAGUAUAGAUAUGUAUUGAUCACGUUUUGAGGUUUUUGUGACACAUCUAGAAUUGCGAAACAUUUUAUGAUGAAAAUUCGACUCGAUCAUGCUUCCGUAUAAAAUUUGAUUGUAAUAUUAACGUUAAUUUUGCAAAUCAACGUCCAGAUCAUUCUAUGAAAUCGUAAUAAAAUUGGGUAUAAUAAAGAAAAGGUUCACAAAUCAUACAUUUUUAAAUAACAAAAUUACUUUCCCGCCAAAGCAAGUGACAUUUUGAUUUUUUUCUCGAUUAUGGCAAUGAGCAAAGACUCGGCAAUUUAUAGAUGUGUCACUCGAACAACAGCACUAACUUGCUCAAUAUGUUUUUUUUUUAUUCAUAUGUGUUAUUUGACUGCGUUUGGAUUGUUUAAAUUGAAAGACGAUAGAGUAAAAAUUAACUGACAUGAUUCUUUCGUCGUCUUUCGUCUGAAUUAUGACGUCAUAAAAGUUUAAAAAUGAUUUAAUUUUUCAAAUUCUCAAAGUUUAUAUGGAAGAUACUUCUUAUGAAAACAGACUAAGUUUCUAUCCAUAGCGAUUUGUAUUUUUAUAAAAAAAUAAUAUAAAUUGUAACAAUCAAAUCAAAUCGUCUUUCAUUUUGAUCGAUUCAUUGCGUAAUUACAAUUUAACGAUGUAAUGUAUAAGCAAUCUUAUGUAUAUUGCACUAAUAUAAAAAAAUAAUAAGGGUGUGUCGAUGAUUCUUUUUUUUUCUCUUCUAGUGUGUAAGGAUGCUUUUUUAAAAAUAAUUGUAUUCGGUGCGUGGUUGCUAAACGAUGAAAUUUUGACAUAUACAUACAUAUAACCUAAUUAAUUCCCUCUGUUACCAUAUACUACAACUCACGCACCUGAUUUUUUUUAGGUUAAAACGCUUUGGUCGCUUCUAUAUCAUGUAUAACAUAGUUCCUAAUAUAUUUUUAAAGCCGUUAGCAUUUUUUUUAUUAUUAUUCCAAUACGCCGCAGAAAUCGCGUUCGAAAAUUAACCGUUUCGCGCCAAAAUAGGUGAAAUUCUAGUGAAAAUUAAAAAAAAUGUUUUAGAAUAAUACACUAACAACGAAAUUUUAUAGGCUGUUAGGGAAAUUAAAAAGCGAACAGUCUAUUUUAAUUGUCUGUGGUUGGUUUCGAUUUCUGUGGCGCGAAAAUUUGAACCAUUUAUUCGUACCGUCCCCUUUUUAGCGUAAUGGGUAGGUGGAUGGGAAGCGAUCAAGUGACCGUCUUGGUGUAGUUUUUAAUAUAUCCAAGUGUCUAGACUAGCUUCAAAAGCAGCGUUUAGACAUUUUUAAAUAACUAAUUUGACUUGGAUAAUAUGUAGUUUUCAGACGAAAUCAUAAAUUAAUGAGUACAUGAUUUUAUGUAGGGAGAAUUGUAUUAGUAGUGAAUAUUGCUUGCUUUCUGAUUCUCCUCAAUUUUUAUUUUAAACUAUGAAAUAUUAUGUCAUGAACUUGCCGUAAUGAUUAACUAUGGAGAUGACAUCUAAAAUUAAAUAUUAAAAACUCCAUCAUGACGAAUUUUUUUUUAUGAUGAUUUGUUAAGUUUUUUAAGUUAGUCAGUAUGUAAUUUGUUGCAAUUUUCUUCGAAAGUAACGCCAAAGGAGACGAUGAUUAAACAAACAUAAAAAAAAACUUAAAUUUUUUAGGAUUAUUGUAUAAAUGAAAAUACAAAAAAAAAAUGUUGCUGUUAUCAAUUAAGUGGUGUAAAAUAAAUGUUUUAGGAACGCGACGUAUCUUUCCAGUGUCAGACAUUUUCUUUUGUUGAUUUGACCUUUUUUGGAUUUUAAUUUUUUCUAACAGGUUGUUUGUAAAAUACUGAUGGUAGGUGAGAUAGUCAGUAAUUUAGGUGUAUUCUUUGGAGUUAAAUUAAGAAUUUUUAAAAUAAGCGUGCUUGAUUCGUCAGUCGAGGUCUUGUGUUCCGAUCAUCCUGUCUAAAUAAUAUGAGGUGUAUGUUUUCCGAAAUAUUUGUUCCUCUUUGUCUGAAAUAAGCCGAGGCUGGCGUAGUAGAAGGCUGUAAGUUAUACAUAAUAUACAUAUUAUUAUAUUGAUAAAUAAAUUAAUAAUAAAA
Messenger RNA from Colias croceus (clouded yellow), 8389 nucleotides. It is a transcript of the gene larp, whose product is annotated as la-related protein 1-like. Gene Ontology annotation, cellular component: cytosol; cytoplasmic stress granule. Lineage: Eukaryota; Metazoa; Arthropoda; Insecta; Lepidoptera; Pieridae. Gene Ontology annotation, biological process: positive regulation of translation; mRNA stabilization. Gene Ontology annotation, molecular function: RNA cap binding. Bases 451 to 4356 code for a protein of 1301 amino acids. The record is from RefSeq and is a predicted model, not a curated record. The transcript has 29 exons.